Molecule: messenger RNA, 1306 nt
Organism: Danaus plexippus (monarch butterfly)
Lineage: Eukaryota; Metazoa; Arthropoda; Insecta; Lepidoptera; Nymphalidae
Product: decapping and exoribonuclease protein-like
Biological process (GO): nuclear-transcribed mRNA catabolic process; NAD-cap decapping
Cellular component (GO): cytosol; nucleus
Molecular function (GO): mRNA 5'-diphosphatase activity
Source: RefSeq, a predicted model, not a curated record
UUAAUAUAUAAAUAUUUAUAGAACAACACAUAGAAAUUGUACAAAUAUGCUUCGUAUGCAUUUAUGAUUUCAGAUUUUAUUCAUUUCAUUUGAAUUUUGGAUUAUAAUGGCAGAAUUAGUAACAUAUCGUAGUGUAUAUCGUAGACCAUUCCCAAAUUUUGGAAAGCCCAAGAUUAUAGGUUAUAUUGGUUUGGAAAAUCUUAAGUAUGUACAAAGUAUUGAAGAAAAGAAUGUUAAUUAUGAUUUAAACUUGGGAAUAAGACAAGCUAAACGUAAGCCACCUGAUUUAGACGUUAAACUAACAGAAUUAUUAAAAUUUUUGUUAGAAAAUGAGAGACUGCUCAAUUUGCCUGUACACAACCAUUUGGAGAGUGCUCAAUUCUUUUGCUACCGCGGCUUACUGACUUGUAUCGCAUGUACUCCAUAUGAACAACGAGAACCUUGGACAAUAGCUGUAAUAUUGUACAAAGGUAAUAUUUAUUUAUGUGCAAGGUAUAAAGAAAAUUUAAAGAAAAAAAUUGCAAUGGCUAAUGGUUGCUUCACAUCCUGGGGUUUUAAAUUUGAACAGUAUAUUCAAUCUGAUAAACCUGACAAACCACCCGAUCCAAGCGUGCCCGUUGAUGAAACAGAAGAGUUCUCACUGGUUUUUACAACAAAUCUAAAUAGGCAUAAAAUUGUCUAUGGUGCCGAAAUGGAUGGCAUAAGAUGUGAUCAAUCACAUGUGAGCUUACCUCCAAGCAGCAAAGAUCCACAAGAGGUUCUUAAGUAUUUGUCUACAAAGAACUUUGUAGAGCUGAAAACAAGUAGACAUAUCGAGUUUUCAAAACAAGAAUUAAAUUUCAAGAAGUUGAAAACAAUUAGAUGGUGGUGCCAAUCGUUUCUAACAGGUGUUGAAACAAUUUUGUGCGGUUUUAGAGAUGAUUCUGGUAUUGUUGAACAAUUAAAAACAUAUAGAGUUAAUGAUUUGCCGAACAUUUCAAAGAAUUUUUGGGAUCCAAAUGUUUGCUUUAAUUUCUUGGAUGACUUUUUUACUUUUGUGAAGCGAUGUCUUGCAAGAGAAAUUGAGAGGAAGCAUGGUUCAGAGGGUUUACACAACAUACAGUCUUUACCGUUGAUCAGUUUACUAUUUGAAUGGCGUCCAGAACACAAUGUUCAUGUCUCAAAUUACUCACAUGAAGAUGAUCCUAUAUUGCUGGAUUGGUUCCUAGAGAGAUAUGGGAAAACGUCUACUUGAUCAUAAUACAUUAAACGUUUUAUAUUUAAGCAAAUAUUUUUUUAUUAAUAAAGUUUCAUUGUUAAUAAACGA